ACGUUUACUGUGGGAGGGGGCUGCGAUGUGGAAGCACUUCUUCAACGAAUCGACCAUCUAGAGGCAUGUCUGCGCGAUGAAGAAGAGGAACGUAACAAGACCAGUUCCGCUCUUGUGGCAUAUAUGUCUCGAUGUCACUCUUUGGAGAAGAAGAUUCGGAAUGCGAAUCUUUCCUACACCGACAUGUCUCUCUCUGCAAAAAACAAGGAGGAAGUUUUGAAACUGGUAGAGAAAAUUCGAGACGUCCUUCGAACUCUGGGUAAACAAAACAAGGAGUUGCGCAAAGAGUGUACUUUGCUCCUGGGUUUGGAUGAUCAGAGCGGAUUAAGCCCCAGUUCGAGUGCUGCCUUUGAAACGCCUGAGCGAAAGAACGUCUCCGGAGUGAUUGCAGAGAAAAGUCGUCUGCUCGCUGAAGAUUUCGAAAAGAAGCAGCAAGAAAUCCUGGACAGUCUCAAAGCAUUGGCGGACAAUGUCACAAACUUCGACGAGAGUGUUCUGAACAUCUUGAGGGACAUA
This is a messenger RNA of Ostertagia ostertagi, 516 nucleotides long. The record is from the annotation of a GenBank genome assembly. NCBI's taxonomy places the organism in Eukaryota, Metazoa, Nematoda, Chromadorea, Rhabditida, Trichostrongylidae.